Molecule: messenger RNA, 1834 nt
Organism: Chara braunii
Lineage: Eukaryota; Viridiplantae; Streptophyta; Charophyceae; Charales; Characeae
Source: the annotation of a GenBank genome assembly
UCGCUGUUCGUCCCACAGCCUGAAUGGAGGCAAAAGAAGCCGCAUGGCGAGAAGGAGAUAUGGAAGCACGUGGAACAAGGGCAGGAGGCUGUGCUGAAGGGCCGGGGAGAGUAUUGGCUGAGGUGGUGCCCCAAGGGGCGAAGGUGCUGCCAAGCGACAAGAAGACUCGCUACCUAUUGCAGAACCAACGACAGCUGCACAACAUCUCGGAGGGGGGGGCUGCAGCAAAUGACGAUGGUGCGAACGCGGUUGUUCGUCGUGGUUACGAGGAGCCACAACCGCCGGUUGCUGCAGGGAGGGAGCCGGUCGAGGAGAUGGCGCAGCGGGGAAAGGAAAAUGCAGCGGGGGAGGCGCUGCGAGAAGAGUGUCAAUCCACCACAAGGGUGGCUCUGGUGCAACAAAUGACCAUCACGAGAUCGGUGGACAACGCAGCUCAAAAGAAGUUGGACAUUGCAUGGGUGGAGGCAAUGUUUCGGGCAGGAAUCCCGUUCAAUUUUUUGAACUUCAACACCACUCUCAAACUGCACGAGGUGUAUUUGGAGAUGGCUAGCGCACGACCGAAGGUGAAAUUGCCUUCUGCGAAGCACAUCCAGACGGUGAUGCUCGACUUUAUCUUUUUGCGCAUUCAAAAGCAAGUGCAGCCUUUGACUGCAUGCUGGGAUGUCACGGGCUACACUUUCAUCACGGACGGGUCGACUGAUCGGAGGGAAAGGCCUGCCAUGAAUUUAUUGGCGGCGGGAGAGCAAGGAGCGGCCCUAGUGGCAACGGUGCCGAUGGAUGGAAAGAAGAAGACCGGACCAGCAGCUCUGGCCAGACUUUGGGAGAUGAUAAUGAGGGAGGUCGGGCUGCAACGCAUCAAUACAAUUUGCACCGACAAUGCGGAGAGGGAGGGUUGGUGGCCGGAGUUGAAGAAGGUGGUGGAGGUGAUGGAGCCAUUGUAUGUAUUGCUUCGGAGGAUGGACAAGGACGCGACUGCCCUGUCAAACCUUGUGGAGUACGACCAACUAAUGGAGAGGAUGCUGGCGGAGGUUGUGCUGACGAAGGAGCAGCGACGUACGGUGCUCGAGAAGAUCGGCGGUCCUUGGAAAUCAAACGCCCACGUGCAAAUGCUCAGCGACCUGCGAGAGUUCCACAUGAAACCCACCGGGUACAACCCCCGGCGGAAGGACAAGAAAAUGUGGGAUGGUGAUGCGGUCGCAGAUUCUAACACCAUCUCGCCAUCAGAGUGGUGGGCAACUCAUGGCGGCGAUGUGCCGGAGCUGCAGGCCAUUGCCAUGAAAGUAAUGGGAAUGUGGAGCACGGUGACUCUGGCAGCGCGAAAUUGGUCUUCGAUGGACUUGGUCCACUCGAAGUGGCGGAAUCGGUUGAACCCCUCAACCCUGCAGAAGUUGGUGUAUAUUCACUGGAAUAUGCAGCUGCUGCAGUCCGGGAAGAACUUGAAGGACCAUGGCUACAUCAACUUAUGGGCGCAGUUCUUCGAGUCUCUUCCGGAGCCUCAGGUGGACAGUGGUUCUAUUUUGAAGGACCCCGUGGAGGAGAAGGACAAGACGGAGGAGGAGCUGGUGCGGGAACGGGCCUUCAUCAAGACACCAAAGGGCCGGAUUCCGAAGAGCCUCAAAGACGAAGAGGAGGAGGAGGAGUGCACCGACGACAGCGACCUUGACGACGAGGUGUGGAAGGGGAAGACUCCAUGGUCGGAAGCCUCUAGCGAAGGGGAAGUUGAUGAGUCAUCGGACGAUGACUUUGAGUUGGGAAUCCCCCCGUCAAUCCCGUGCACCACAUAUGUUGGGAGGAGGGAAGCAGCAUAGCGCCGUCGAGAACGGCCGCCCACAAC